Molecule: messenger RNA, 674 nt
Organism: Oppia nitens
Lineage: Eukaryota; Metazoa; Arthropoda; Arachnida; Sarcoptiformes; Oppiidae
Gene: galla-2
Product: cytosolic iron-sulfur assembly component 2B-like
Exons: 1
Coding region: 139-612 (157 amino acids)
Biological process (GO): iron-sulfur cluster assembly
Cellular component (GO): cytosolic [4Fe-4S] assembly targeting complex
Source: RefSeq, a predicted model, not a curated record
UUUGAAAUUUGCUCACAAUAUGCAACUGUAGAAAAUAUAUGAUCAUAACUGUAGUACAAUAUUGAGUUGCGAUUUACUAUUGAAUGAAUAGAUUGUAAACAUUUAAUGCAAUAAUUGAUUGUUUUGUUGAUAAUAACAAUGACAUCAAAACCAUUGGAUAAUUCAAAUCCAAUCAUUCAUUUGCCAUCACAGGAGAGACACAUUACCGCUCAAGAAGAAGAUGAUCACAUUGUCGAUGAAAUAGAUGCGCGAGAAGUGUUUGAUUUAAUCCGUGGUAUCAAAGAUCCGGAACAUCCGUUGACUUUGGAAGAGUUGAAUGUAGUGUCAGAAGACAAGUGUGAGGUCGACAUCAACACCAAUGAGUGUCGCGUUUGGUUUACACCGACUAUCAGUCAUUGUUCAAUGGCUACACUUAUUGGUCUUUCAAUACAAGUCAAACUGAUCCGAUCGCUUCCCGAACACUUCAAGAUCGAUGUGUCCAUAACUCCGGGAACGCACGCAACCGAAGACGCAGUUAACAAACAGUUGGCCGACAAAGAGCGAGUCGCCGCCGCUCUCGAAAACCAACAUUUGCUUGAAGUGGUCAACCAAUGUCUCGUAGACUCACUUUAAACGCAUUCAACGGAAAUUAAUAGUUUUUAAUAUUGAAUAUAAAAUAUUUUAUCAAUUUGUUG